Truncatella angustata is the source of this 543-nucleotide messenger RNA. Its product is annotated as acyl-CoA N-acyltransferase. The transcript has a single exon. The record is from RefSeq and is a predicted model, not a curated record. Gene Ontology annotation, molecular function: acyltransferase activity, transferring groups other than amino-acyl groups. Bases 1 to 543 code for a protein of 180 amino acids. Lineage: Eukaryota; Fungi; Ascomycota; Sordariomycetes; Amphisphaeriales; Sporocadaceae.
AUGACAGAUGCCACAAGAUACCAGGCCCCCAUGAUCCGGAAGGCUCAGCUGACUGAUGCGAAUAGCAUUGCAGAGCUAGGAGCGCAUGUCUUCACAACUACUUUUGCCCACUCCGUGCAGCCGCAGGAGCUUCGGGCGUUCCUCGAUGAAUCGUAUACGGUCGCAGCGAUCAUCAAGGACCUUCAAGAUCUGAACAGAGACGUCAUACUCUCGGCAAGCCGGGAGGGCGAGAUCCUUGGCUUCGCCUACCUCACGCGUGGCAGCAGUGAACCUUGCGUCGCUGACGUUCCAGAUAAGGUCGAGCUACAGCGCAUUUACGUUCACCCCUCAGCUCACGGCAAAGGAGUCGGUCGGCUACUGGCAAACACUCUAGAAGAGAUGGCACGCGAACAAGGUUUCAAGAGUAUGUGGCUGGGUGUAUGGGAGGAAAAUACAAGGGCUAUCAAGGCGUAUCAGAAAUGGGGUUAUAAGCUAGUGGGCGAUCACGACUUCGUGAUUGGCACGGUUAUUCAGACGGAUUUUAUCAUGUUAAAGAGCUUGUAG